Molecule: messenger RNA, 4501 nt
Organism: Drosophila albomicans
Lineage: Eukaryota; Metazoa; Arthropoda; Insecta; Diptera; Drosophilidae
Gene: Pka-R2
Product: cAMP-dependent protein kinase type II regulatory subunit
Exons: 9
Coding region: 608-1738 (376 amino acids)
Biological process (GO): regulation of protein phosphorylation
Cellular component (GO): cAMP-dependent protein kinase complex
Molecular function (GO): cAMP-dependent protein kinase regulator activity
Source: RefSeq, a predicted model, not a curated record
AUCUCAUAAAAUAUUUCGUUUAAACAUCAAAGUCAAGCACACAAACAAAUAGAGAAUAAACGCGGGCUAGCAGUAGCAGCAGCAACAGCCGUAGUAUUGCCGUCGUAACGUCAGCAGCAACCAACAACAACAUCAGCAGCAAAAAUUGAAGCCUUGAUUUUGCCGUAAGAGCCUUCAACUUCGCCUUCGUCGUCGUUGUCGUUGUACCCGACGCGCCCUCACCCUUGCCCACCGCUUUGGUUGUACCUUCGCCUUUGCCUUCGUUUUCGUUUGCGUUUUCGCCCCCGAUGAUAAACCCAAAACAACCAAACCCAAGAGUAACAAAUUAAAUUUGGUUUUAGCCAAUAGCAGCAGCAACAACAACAACAACUACAGCACAGCAACAACAAUCAUCAUCAUAAGAAAGAAGUAAAAAGUCACUGAGUGGAGACAGAGUGUGCGAACGAGCAAGCGAGAAAGAGAGUGAGUGAGUGUGUGCGAGCUAAAGUGCGAGACAGAGAAAGAUACAGAGAAAGACAAUCAUCAGCGUUGUCGUCGCCGUCGUUGCCGUCGCCGUCGUCGUCGUUCCGUUUUGUGGUUUAGCAGCAGCGUCAAAGUCAGCACAAAUAUGUCUAGCGAUUCAAGUCGACGCAUUCAGGUGCCAGACGAACUGAAGGAGGUGCUACUGCAGUUCUCCAUAGCAUAUCUGGUCGAACAGCCGGUGGAUCUGAUUGACUUUGCCGCCGAAUACUUUAACAAACUGCAGGCACAUCGCCCCAACACAACAACAAGCGACUUAAACGAUGAUAAUCAGAGCAUCAACUCACAGGAAGGCGACGCGGAACCACCAAUAGUACAAAGCUCACGUCGCAAAUCAGUUUUCGCAGAAGCGUACGAUCCGGAGGCGGACGAUGAUGAUGAGGGCGCCACCGCCGUAUUCCCCAAGACAGAUGAACAGCGGGCACGUCUCAUCGAGUCUGUGAAGAAUGUGCUGCUCUUCCGUUCGCUAGAAAAGGAACAGAUGAACCAAGUGCUGGAUGCGAUGUUUGAACGCAAGGUGCAGCCGGGCGAUUUCAUCAUACGCCAGGGCGAUGAUGGCGAUAACUUUUAUGUUAUUGAAUCUGGCGUCUACAAAGUCUACAUUAAUGACAAACACAUUAGCACCUACAAUCAUACCGGAUUAUUUGGUGAAUUAGCGCUGCUUUACAAUAUGCCCAGAGCGGCCACCGUGCAGGCAGAAACAAAUGGCCUCCUCUGGGCCAUGGAUCGUCAGACAUUCCGACGUAUCUUGCUCAAGUCGGCAUUCAAGAAGCGAAAAAUGUACGAGGAGCUGCUGAACAGCGUGCCGAUGCUAAAGGCGCUGCAGAACUACGAACGCAUGAAUCUGGCCGAUGCUUUGGUUUCCAAGACCUACGAGAAUGGUGAUCGUAUCAUUAAGCAGGGCGACGCCGCCGAUGGCAUGUACUUUAUUGAGGAGGGCACCGUGUCGGUGCGCAUGGAUCAGGACGAUUCGGAAAUUGAGAUUUCCAAGCUGGGCAAGGGCCAAUACUUUGGCGAACUGGCGCUGGUGACACAUCGGCCACGUGCCGCAUCCGUUUACGCUACGGGCGGCGUUGUUAAGCUCGCAUUCCUCGAUGUGAGAGCAUUUGAGCGUCUGCUUGGACCCUGCAUGGACAUUAUGAAGCGCAACAUUGACGAUUAUGAAUCGCAGCUGGUGAAGAUAUUUGGCAGCAAAAAUAAUAUCACCGAUACACGAUAAAAAGUCUGAACAACAACCACAACAACAACAACAACAGCAGCAGCAGCAGCUACAACAACAACAACCACUACCAGGCUAAUGGGUUAUUAGGACUCUACACAUUUAAACGAAGGCAGCAAAAAACAACAACAGAAAUAUAACAGAAAACAGAAAUAAAAACAACAUCAACAAAAAGCACAGCAAAUACCAAUGCAAGCGCAAGCCAAACACAAACACACACACACACACAAGCACACACGAAUUCUUGAUUCUUGAUAUGUUUUAAGCUGAGGCUGGAUAAUGAAAUUCAAAAACAAUGAUAACGAUAAUAUGAUAAAACGAUAAUGAUAAUGAAAAGUUGAUGCUACACAUAAAGAAAAAACAACAACAACAAAAAAACAAAGAAAAAACAAAACUAAAGAAAAAAGAAAAGAAAUAUUGUAUUGUAUGUAUUAGCAAUUGUAAUUUAAUGUAUUUAAUUGAAACAAAAUGAGAAAAACUCACAAGAGAAAACCAAUUGGGCGAAUCAAGAAAGAAGAAAUUAAAGAAAUGUAAUUUUUUUCGUGUGUCAUUCGCUCAAAUGAAAUGUUAAGUGCAUAGUUAAUAGUCUUGUUUUUUCAUACUUUUAUUAUGAUUAUUAUUAAUAUAUUAUAAUACUAAUUUGUUAUCAAUUGAUUUACGCAUAAUUUAGCACAAUAUAGAAGCAAAAACUAUACGAAAAAUAAAAAGUAAAACUCGUUUGGCUUAAUGAAAUAAGUUUAAUAAUCGAAACAACAACAAGAAGAACAAGAAACCACGUUUAUUGUUUAAAUAAAUAUAAUAAAAGAAAGAUAUCAAAUAGUCGCAAAUGAACACACAUCAAGCAAAGAGUUUAUAUCUACAAAUGCAAAACAACCAAUACAAAUACUUAUAUAAAGUAACAAACUACACAUAUGCAUAAAACAAAUCUAAUUUAUUUAUAAAAUAAAGUAAAAAACCAAUCAUUGUACUAGUCUAUAUGUAAAAUUGCUGCUUGCAGUGUUUACGAAAAAAACAAAACAAAAACAAAAGUAAAAAAAAGCAUAAAAAAGAAAGAAACAUAAAAAAGCUGAUGAAAUGUUUCAGCUAAUACAUUAAUUCAAAAUAAAUACUUUGAAAUUGUUUAAUGAAAAAUUAUAUAUAUGAGACACGCUAAUGAAAUGUUAUGGCCCCUUUACCCGUCAAAUAUUAAGAGAUACUUUUCGUUUUUGGGUUUCCAGCGAGCCAAAAACUAGCUCUUUCAACAUUUUCCACAGAUCUAUUUAACAAACAUACAAUUCUCCACCUUCCAAGAAUUUUUAAGCUCACCCAGCACAAAAUGAUCGAUCUCAAUAUACGCGAAAUUUUAUUAUUAAUAACAUUUUAUUCAAAUCAUUUUUUUUUUUUGAAAAAAGUUUCAAUUUCCAUUUCAAUUGGCUCUACAAAAGAGAAGGCUAAAGGCACAAUCAAUAUAUAUGUUGCAUGGGAUCAACUUAGAAAAUCUUUGAAUAUGAAUAUGAAAUAUCUAGCAUACAUAUAAUCAGAUCUGCUCAGUUAUUAUAUGGUAUUUGGUAUUAUGGUUUAUAAAUGAUAGGACUCAAUAUAGCGAGUCCUUCUCUAUAGUAGUUAGAGAGCAAAAGCAAAAGCAAUAUCAAAGGCCUAGAUGUGUACUUAGUAGAGUUUUGUUUGCAAUUUCAAGAACUAACAUACAACAAAUAGAUACUAUUUAUGCGUUUUACCUAAACUGAACCUAUCCCUACCCUCUCCCAUCCCCGCACUCCUCUACCCAUUGUACUCUAUACUCUAGCACAUAAAUACAUAUUACAUAGAGAAAGGGAGAGAGAAGCAUGUAAAUGUAUCUGUAUUUAUAUACUUAUAACUGAAAUGAGCUUAAAUAUGGUAAACCCAAACUCCAGUACUUUAUAAACGUUACUUUAUUGUUUGUAAAAUGCGUAACUAAAACAAAUUUUAGACACUUAAUCAAGAACAUAAUAUUACAACAACAAAUAAUAAGAAAUAAUAAUACAAAACAAAAACAUAUACUUUCGAGUAUAUAGCUAUGUAAAAGCAUAAAAACAAUUUAACUGGCAUACCAACAGUCGACAGGUGUUCACAAAACUACUUAUAAUAAUAAUAAUAAUAAUAAUAAUAAUGAAAACAUUUACAUAUAUCAUAAUUUAAUAAAAAAACAAACUUGUUACAGAAACAAAACAAAACAAAAACGAAAGGAAAGGAAACAAAAUAAAAGAAAAGAGAAAUUAGUAAAAUAUGAAAUCAAGCAAAAUAUGAUUAAUCCUAAAACUAUAACUAAUUGGUGUCUAGUCUAUGUUCAAGACUUUAAAAGCAACAAAAUUCUUGAAAACAAAAACCAGGCGUACAUUAACAAAAAAAAGUAUCAAGCAAAACAUAAAAUAAAUACGAUAGAAAUUAUGAAGCGAAACUAAUUAUAUAAGAAAGCUGAAAGUGCUGGCCAUUUUCUUCCAACAAAACAACACAACACGCAUACACACACGCACACACCAACAGCUACACAUACACGAUCGCACACUUAAACACACAAAAACACAAACACUGACUAAACCUAAAUCCAACAACAAGCAAAGCUCAAUGAAAACGUUGAAAAAUAAGCAAAACAUGAAACAUUUUGAAAUAAAAACGCGCUAUAAAUAACAAUUGAAACUAUUUGUAUUUUAACUGUUGUGUUGUAAUUUAUGCAUAAAGCAUAUUUAAUUAUGUAUGUGUAACAAAACAAAAGAAAACAAAAAAAAAAAAACAAAGCAAAAAACA